Linum trigynum is the source of this 3377-nucleotide messenger RNA. The record is from the annotation of a GenBank genome assembly. NCBI's taxonomy places the organism in Eukaryota, Viridiplantae, Streptophyta, Magnoliopsida, Malpighiales, Linaceae.
UUUCAAGCACAUCGCGGCUUUCAAUGAUGACCCUGCAGUUCAUGGCAUUCUUGUCCAGUUGCCCCUACCAAAGGAAUUCAAGGGCUUGAGAUCGUGAUGAUGUAUGUAUGUUUUUCUGUUGCAGCAUAUGAAUGAAGAAGACGUCUUGAAUGCUGUUAGCAUUGAGAAAGAUGUAGAUGGUUUCCACCCUUUGAAUAUUGGCAGGCUCUGCUGUAGGCCAAUCGAAUAUGGUGAGAGGGAGUUGGUUAAAGCCUGGUGCCGUCGUCAUUGAUGUUGGAAUCAAUGCUGUUGAGGAUGCAUCAUGCUCUCGAGGGUAUAAAUUGGUUGGGGAUGUUUGCUACGAGGAAGCCAGCAAAGUUGCAUCUGCAGUAACUCCAGUACCAGGGGGAGUUGGUCCAAUGACCAUAGCAAUGCUUCUUUCCAACCCAUCUAACAACUUUCCCAUGCCACCACGAGGAUCCACUCUGGUGACGACACUCUGUUUGAAGAAUAUCAAAAUUAUUGCACGGGGGAGAAUGCCAAUGGAGUGCAAGGAGGACAAGAACGAGAAGCAUAUAAUCAUAGUUCAAGCCAAACUCGAGCGAUGGAUAAAUGGAAUGGCAAGUAAACGGCCCAUCAGGAAACGGAAGAUGAUAAGCUUCUCUGUAUCCCCUCCGACGAACGUCCUCCCCCUCAGACCUUCUUCAGCCGCCGUUCCCGGCGAAAAGCAUUCUUCUAAUUUAUCGUCAUCCUUCAAACCCGCCGCUGAUUUCCAACCUCUGCAGCUAAAAACCGCUCUCCUCCGCCAACUCGAUGCCGGGAAUCUUCACAAAGCGGUCUCCACUCUUGACACGAUGGCCCAACAGGGGAACUAUCCAGACCUCGCCGCCUAUUCCCUUCUCCUCAAAUCCUGCAUUCGCUCCCACAACUUCCAGCUCGGCCGGACCGUUCACGAGAAUCUCUCCCGCUCCGGAAUUGAGCCCAACUCGGUCAUCCUCAACUCGUUGAUCAGCCUGUACGCGAAAUCCGGCGACUUGGAGAGAGCCGAUUCGAUAUUCGGGAGCAUGGGAGGGAAGAGGGAUGUGGUUUCAUGGAGCGCGAUGAUCUCUGGUUAUGCAAACAAUAAUGGGAUGGGAUUCGAAGCCAUUGCUGCGUUUGUAGAGAUGCUUGAAUCCGGGAUUUUCCCCAACGAUUACUGCUACUCCGCGGUGAUUAGGGCGUGUUCCAGUAAGGAGAUGUUACCCUUCGGCGAGGUGAUCUUCGGGUCGGUGUUGAAAACGGGGUACUUGGGUUCCGAUGUCUGCGUGGGUUGUGCGCUGAUUGACAUGUUUGUAAAGGGAGGUAAGGACUUGGAAUCUGCCUACCAGGUGUUUGAUAAAAUGCCUGAGAGAAAUGUGGUUACCUGGACGUUGAUGAUAACGAGGUUUCAGCAGCUGGGAUGUCCUAGAGAAGCCAUUGAAUUGUUCAUCUCAAUGGUUUCGAAUGGCUGCGUGCCAGAUCGUUUUACUCACAGUGGAGUGAUUUCUGCUUGUGCCGAGUUGGGUUUCUUAUCACCUGGCCAGCAGUUCCAUGCUUGGGUUAUAAAGUCAGGAUUGGCGUCAGACGUUUGCGUUGGAUGCAGCUUGAUCGAUAUGUAUGCGAAAUGCUCUCCAAACGGGGCGCUAAAUGUCUUAAAGGAAGUGUUCGACAGAAUUCAAGACCAUAACGUGAUGUCUUGGACCGCCAUCAUCACAGGCUACGUUCAGAGUGGAGCACACGACAUGGAAGCAAUCGAGCUCUUCCUCGAAAUGGUUCAAACCCGAAUUACCCCCAACCAGUACACUCUCUCUGCAGUUCUUAAAGCGUGUGCAAGCCUCUCCAAUCCACUAAUCGGCGAACAAGUUCACUCUUAUGCAAUGAAGCUUGGUCUUUCAGCAGUCGACUGUGUAGGCAACUCUCUCAUCACCAUGUACGCGCGAUCAGGGAACAUGGAACACGCCAGGAAAGCCUUUGAUGUCCUGUUUGUGAAAAAUCUGGUUUCUUACAACGCCAUGGUCGAUGCAUACUCCAAGAGCUCAAACUCCGAACAAGCAUUCGAGCUCCUGCACGAAAUCGAAACCGAAAUCGAUUCCUUCACAUUCGCCAGCCUAUUGAGUGGAGCUUCGAGCAUUGGCGCGAUAAGCAAAGGCGAGCAGAUCCAUGCCAGGAUCCUAAAAUCGAGCCUUGAACCGUGCCUUCACGUCUCCAACGCUCUAAUCUCCAUGUACUCCACCUGCGGGAGCAUAGAUUCCGCUUCCCAAGUCUUCAAUUCCAUGGCAGAUCGAAACGUCAUAUCCUGGACUUCGAUGGUGACAGGAUUUGCCAAACACGGAUUGGCAGCUAGAGCAUUGGAGACAUUCGACGAGAUGGUGAAAGCAGGAGUGAAGCCGAAUGAUGUGACUUACAUUGCAGUUCUAUCAGCUUGCAGCCAUGCAGGGUUGGUCUCAGAAGGAUGGUCACACUUCGAAUCGAUGAAGACCCAGCACGGUAUCAACCCCAGAAUGGAUCAUUACGCUUGUAUGGUCGACUUGUUAGGCCGAUCAGGGCAUCUAAACGAAGCCAUGGAGUUCAUCAACACAAUGCCAUUCAAGCCAGACCCUUUAGUCCUCCGAACACUCCUCGGAGCUUGCCAAGUACACAAAAGCACAGACCUCGGCAAGAAUGUUGCCGACAUGAUCAUCGAACAGGACCCCGACGAUCCAGCAGCAUACGUGCUGCUUUCUAACCUUUACGCAACAGCCGGGCAGUGGGACAAGGUGGCAGAGAUCAGGAAACAGAUGAAACAGAGGAACCUGGCCAAGGAAGCCGGCUGUAGCUGGGUCGAGGCGGAUAACUUGAUCCACAAGUUUCACGUCGGCGACACAUCACACAAACAAGCUUUCGAGAUCCACGAGGAACUGAACACGCUGGUCAAUGAGAUCAAAGAGAUGGGUUACGUUCCGAACACGGACUUCGUGCUCCAUGAUGUUGGGGAAGAAGAGAAGGAGAAGUAUUUGUUGCAGCACAGUGAGAAGAUUGCUGUGGCGUUUGGGUUCAUUGGUUCGGUUGGGUCUUCCAAACCGGUCAGGGUGUUCAAGAAUCUGCGGAUCUGUGGGGAUUGCCACGCGGCUUUCAAGUACUUCUCGGUGGCCCGGGCCAGAGAGAUUGUGGUCAGAGAUUCGAACCGAUUCCAUCAUUUCAAGAACGGGAGUUGCUCCUGCAAUGAUUAUUGGUGAAGUUUUGGGCCUCAAACCUGGUGUGGGCCUUAAAAAUGUUGGACCCCCCUGGGUUGGGCUAAUGGAGGAUGGGCUUAUGCUCGUCAAACUUUUACAAGGUCCAGCUAGAGAAAUCCUCCCAACAUGCCGCUUUUUGUUUCAGCACCAUAAAACCUGCCAAUUGUA